CUAAAAUUGAGGUAUGAAAUUGAAUACUCCAUGUGAAACCUCGAUUGCAAGAGCCAACAAUCUGGAGCGAGUGGCCAAUAUCGAUUCUCAAAGGGAUUCCCUUUCCGCCCUUUGGCCGGACCAUUUCCCUCGCGCUCCUUUUCUCCUUCUCCAAGUUCCGCAGUCACUGUAUCAGUCACCUUCUUCACUCGUCGCCCUCAGCCGUCAACUGCCCUUCCUCCGGAUAUCGGAAAUGUCUUUCUUUCAUUUGAAAACAUCAGUACCUAAUCUACCUUGUAGUCCUGCUCAUGUGGCAGUGGAAGCUGUUUGUUCUCCUCUGGUCAUGCCUUUGAAUCAUCGUACGGCUUACAAGACAAGCUUAUGUGCCAUGUGUUCCUCGCUCAGUUCCUCAAGACGACUCCAGAAUUCUAGAGCCACAAACGUCGAUUUCGAUGUUCAGCAAACGUUGCAAUUCGAUCAGUAUUUUCUCUCGAAACUUGGCCUCUAUACAGCUGAGGAGCAGCUUCCUUAUGAUCGUGGUGGUUAUAGCGACUUUGGUGAAGAUAAUGGCAGCCACAAUGCCGAGGAAAGAGAAACAAAGAUUGAUCACGGGAAUAAGGGAAAGGUUCCAUGGAACAAAGGGCGAAAGCAUUCAGCUGAGACUCGGGAACUGAUCAGGCGAAGAACAAUAGAAGCCUUGCGAGACCCCCAGGUUAAAAAGAAGAUGGGAAAACAGCCACGAACUCAUAGUGUUGAAAUCAAGGCUAAGAUAGGCUCUUCACUUAGAAGACUCUGGAACAAGCGUUUGAAGUCGAAAAGGUUGGGAGUGAAAUUUUUCCUUUCAUGGGAGGAAAGCAUAGCAAAAGCAGCCAAGGAUGGAGGUCUUGAUGAACAAAGGCUGAAUUGGAAUAGCUAUAAUGAAAUAGAAGAAGAAAUUACUCGCCAACAGCUUCAAUUCGCCACAGAGAAGGCAUUUGCAAAGGAGCUGGCAAAGAUAAAAUCAGCUACUCUGGCAAAAGAAAAGGAAGAAAAGAUUGCUAUUCUUGCUCAAAGGAAAAAGGAGAGGGAAGAGAAAGAGAAGGCCAGAGCUGCAAUGAGGCGUAAGGCCCGUAGAAGAAGUGUGAAGAACAGAGGGAAGUCACCUGUUACCCAGGAGUUCAUACUAAAGCAGAAAUUGGUGAAGAUUCGAAGACAGAAACCAAAGAGUAGGAAAGCGAUCAAUGAAGCAGAUCAGCAGAUCUCCUGUACUCCAAUCUGGGGGAAGCUAGAUUUCGAGCUUACGGAACUAGAUGAACUGAAAAGAGAUUCACUUGCUGACCAGAUCCAAGCUGCCAGAAACCAAAGAAGUGAAAUCCGAUGCUGAUCAACAUGGUGCAGCAGCCGCCAGUGAUUUAAGCUAACAAUUUCAUCAAAGCCACAUCUCUUUCUGAAUGCAGAGGACAAGGCGACAGCCAAAUCCCAAUCAAACUUGAUGCCAACACCAGCUUACGCUUACCAGUUUUGGUAACUGGGAUUGAUUUAGAGCUGGACUUGCAGACUUGGAUCAGAGUUUCUGAUUGAAUUGACAACAGCCUGAUUGAGGAUGAUGCUUGGCAAUUGUCAUCGAGGUGUAAGCGAUGCGGUUUGAAGAGUUGUAGCUACUUAUACCUUGUAACAGUCAAUAAAGUAUCAUUGUUAUAGAGAUGUAGUAAACAACUGUGUAUUGGUUUUUUUCACCGAGUCUAACUAGCAGAGAUGCCAAGCUGAAUAGGUUUCUCAAACGUGAAGUUGCAUAAUUGCAUACGAUUGAAGAUAGCUAUAACCUAAAAUAACCAACAGAGUAACCAUACAAUUGCAUAAUUUUAUACCAGGAUGCCAAAUGCAACAUGUAUGAAGAACCACUCCCAGUUUAGCCCCACCAACAGAAUGUGGGAGAAGAAGCUUCCAAUUUGGAAUGUAGAACAAAAGCCAGCAACAAUAUUUGUCUCCCUACACAACUGGGAUUAUUUGUUAGAGAGGUCCAGUUUUAAUGGUUUCAUAAACUCUUCCGAACUAACAGAGAUCUCGAGCCAAUGCUGUUGGCUGCUACAACGAAUACAAAACUAGUGAAACACGGACACAAAAUGUUGAUUUGCGAUCGAUCCCAUUUUACUUGUUUGCAAACU
This is a messenger RNA of Linum tenue, 2123 nucleotides long. Lineage: Eukaryota; Viridiplantae; Streptophyta; Magnoliopsida; Malpighiales; Linaceae. The record is from the annotation of a GenBank genome assembly.